This is a messenger RNA of Anthostomella pinea, 1041 nucleotides long. The record is from the annotation of a GenBank genome assembly. NCBI's taxonomy places the organism in Eukaryota, Fungi, Ascomycota, Sordariomycetes, Xylariales, Xylariaceae.
AUGACCUACGACCCCAUCGCCUACUUCGGGCUCAACUGCCCCACGGGCGGCGAAAUCUACAUCUGCGAGUCAAGCGCAGUGCGCUUCAUCGGCUGCUGCGACACCGACCCGUGCGGCUCUCUGAACGGGACCUGUCCCUCCUCGGACCUACAUCCGGCCGGCUUCAACGGCACGCUGUGGUAUCAGAUCCCGGCGCAGGCCUGCGACGCCGCGGCGUUUGCGGGUCCGAACUGGUACACUUGCGCCACCGCGCCAACGUUCUUGGGAUGCUGCGUUUCGAACCCGUGUGCGGCGGGCAGCGUUUGUCCGGAGGCGGAUCUGGUUGCCGCUGCGCUUAGUAAAGACAAUGCGACGGCUGCUGCCUUGUUCGAGUCCUAUCCGUCUUCGGACUCGAGUUCUAGUUCGAGUACGGCGUCGACUUCGAUGUCUAGUACCGUAUCGCCUGCGUCGACUUCGAGUCUGCAGACGAGCAGCCAGACAUCGAGUCCAGCCCUGACUGCCGCUGGCGUCCAAGAACCAGCGUCAACGCCUAAAGGGAGCAGCGGUGUCUCGAUUGGAGGAGUUGUAGGCGGUGUCGUCGGGGGUGUGGUCGUCCUCGCCAUCAUUGCCUUUAUAUUCUUCAGACAUCGAAGGCAGCGCAAAGUUGACGCAAGCCGACCUACCCACACGGACCAGAUGACUCAGUCGCAGCCGCCAUGGAGUCCAUACCAAGAUACCUUCCAGAGCAGCCGACAAUCGUCUCACCCGGCUCUCCUCCCCUUCUUGACCUCAUCGACGCGCCACAAGACCAUAGCAGAGUCCAUCAUGAGCCCCUGGACCUCUAUCAGGAGCUCGAUCGCGAAGAGCCCUACGAGUCGCGCCUCGUCAGUCCAGCAGGACAUCGACUAUGACUGGGUGCGAGGGCAGCAGCAGCCGGGUCUUAACAUUAUAUCAGAGCUGGAUGGCACGCCUGGGGAGGGUGGGCAUAGGCUUGGGAGCCCGACUCCAGGGUCCGUAUAUCAUGAGGUGGAUGGCUCGCAGCUGGGGCCGAGGGGGGCUUAG